This is a messenger RNA of Xenopus laevis (African clawed frog), 3666 nucleotides long. It is a transcript of the gene gdf9.L, whose product is annotated as growth differentiation factor 9 L homeolog. Gene Ontology annotation, cellular component: extracellular region. Gene Ontology annotation, molecular function: cytokine activity; growth factor activity. NCBI's taxonomy places the organism in Eukaryota, Metazoa, Chordata, Amphibia, Anura, Pipidae. The transcript has 2 exons. The record is from RefSeq and is a predicted model, not a curated record. Bases 81 to 1349 code for a protein of 422 amino acids.
GGGAGAGGGCUGGCCUUUUGGAGCUGCCUGUGAAAUGUCAUGGAGGAAAAUGGAUAGUUGGUUGGACUCUCCUCCAAGGAAUGGCUAUGACUAAAGUGUUUGUUGUGUUGUACUGCUGGUCCGCUUGGCUGCUGCCAUUACAAAUAGGUGGAUCUGGAUUAGAGUACAGUGAGGAUUACAGUCUACUCCCUCCCUUAUUCAAGGAGUUGUCAGAGCGUUCCAGAUGGAGGGAUGAUGCACCAGGGCCCAAUAUGGUGGCAAUCAAAUACAUGAAAAGAUUGUACAAGAUGUCAGCCACCAAGGAGGGAGUUCCCAAACUUCAUAAGAACCCUGUAUACAACACAGUCAGGCUGUUCACUCCAAGGACAGAGUGCAAACCAGGAAAGAUGAGGGAGAUAAAUGGUGGCAUGCAAUCACUGGACUUGACUUUCAGUGUUGAUCGUGUUUCUGCUGUGGAGCAGCUAUUGCAGUCCCUCUUGCUUUACUCUGUGAGUAAGAGAGUUUCCACGUCCAACAUCACUUGCACAUGCAGCUUGGAGAUCCUGGAUCACGAGAUCAUAAACACAAUGUGUCCUCGUGUCCCUCAAUCCUUCCAUUUCCAGCUUCACAAAAGGCAAAGAUGGGUUGAAAUUGACGUAACCUCUAUUCUGCAACCAUUCAUUUCCAACAAGAGGCAAAAUAUUCACUUAGCCUUGAAUUUCACUUGUAUGAAAAACAACAAACAGUACAAUUUUGCUAUGACAGGUCCACUUAAAAUGGCCAGGGCCUCACCAUCUCUACUCUUGUACCUGAAUGAUACCAGCAAUAAAGCCUACCAUAGGAAAACAGUGUAUGAUAUGACAGAGCCACCACUCUAUAAUCCAGUGGGAAGAAUGUCCUCCCUCUUGACCAGUGAUGGAGGGAACCUCAAGUUGCAACAAAUGUCCAGACAACGAAGAGAUCAUGAUUAUGAAGCUAUAUUGGAGGAGAACACGACUGCUGUGCCCCACACCUUUAAUUUUAGUGAGUACCUUAAGCAGUUCAUAUACCCUCAAAAUGAAUGUGAGCUUCAUCGGUUCCGACUUAGCUUCAGCCAGCUCAAUUGGGACAAAUGGAUACUGGCCCCUCAUCGGUAUAGUCCGGAUUACUGCAAAGGCGUGUGUCCUAGAAUUGUUGGCCAUCGAUAUGGAUCACCAGUUCACACCAUUGUCCAGAAUAUCAUCUAUGAAAAAGUUGACUCUUCCAUUCCACGUCCAUCUUGUGUCCCCUCUGAAUACAGACCGAUGAGUGUCUUAACCAUUGAACCCGAUAACUCUAUUGCUUACAAAGAAUACCAGGAUAUGAUUGCUACAAAGUGCACUUGUCGCUAGCUCUUUUGUCUUUUUGUCAGAAAUGGAAGUGGCAGCAGUGAAGAUUCAAAUGUAUCCAUUAAUGGGAAAAUAUACUCCCCUUUUGACAAGAGAACAUCAGUUACACGAGAACCUUGAUAGUCUGUCUGAGCUUGCUGGGUUUGGUUCCCCACCCCCUUUAGGCUCACAGUGUGAUGCCACCCCUCCCCCUUCUUCCACUGAGAAAUGAUGGCUUCAAAAUGGAGCAAGUUGAAGGACCAGUAACAUCAAUUUUUUUUUUAAAUUCGUUAGUAUAGAACCGAAAAAAAACCACAAAGACAAAUUAAACUUUUAAAUCGCUAAGUCUUUAUUAAGAAAUAACUUACCGAAACUCCGCUUGCGCUCCUCUUCGGAAAAGGCGACAGGGCGGCGAUCCAUCAUGCGGCGCUAGAUUUCUCCUCCCUGACUAUCUCCUAUAAGGAAGUCAGGGAGGAGAAAUCGAGCCCCGCACGAUGGAUUGCCAGCAGAGUUUGGGAAGUUAUUUCUUAAUAAAGACUUAGCGAUUUAAAAGUUUUUGUCUGUGUUUUUUUCGUUCUCUACCAACCAAUUUAAAAAAAAAAACCUGAUGUUACUGGUCCUUUAAGGAAGAGGUUGCAUUACACUGUGAUUCUAAGGGGGUAGAGAACUGAUUUCAGCAAGCACGCAGAUAGACUUUCAAGAAACAGCAAAUUCUGGAAAUUAAGAUGCGCUCGCAUCAUAGGGUAUAUUUUUCCUUUAAAAAGACACAUUAGAUCACCAACUGUUCAAAGUCACAAUUUUGGGUUGAAUCCAUUACAUAGAUUUAUAAUAGCAUUAUGUAUGGGUAAUAUUCUAUUGAGCAUAUAUAAACAAGAAAAGUUAAUAUGCACUAUAAAACAGUACAGGCAACAUUUCAUUAUUUUGAACAUAAAAACAAUACAUAGGGCUGCACAUUUACUCUGACUUGGGAAAUAAGCCCCAUAAGAUGACAUUUUGUUUGGGAUCCAUUAUAUUGUUAUGUAUAGGGAAAAGGGUCUGUUACUCUCUAGUCUACAAUAUGGAAUUUCUGUUGGUAGGUGCGCCUAUCCUCCAACUGCAGUUACAAGAAGCCAGUCAUGUGUCUUCUAAAUUUAAAGAUGUUUUAACUUUGCAGUGACAUCAGCUAACACCAUGUCAUCAGUGAAAUAACAGAGCCUUUGCUUGUCCUUUGUGCUAUAAAAUUGAUAGAAAAUAGUGUAUAGGGUUCAGUUCCACAACUAGAUCUUUAUCUCACUGACAUGGAACCGAUGUCUCUGAAGUUGCAGUGUUGUUAUUUUUAAUACCAAGAGGUCUCUUGAUGCCAAGAAGGAGGUUUUAUGAUUGCAUAAAAUAUCGACCAACCGCUUCUGAAUUUUAACGCAUUUUUAAAGAUUUGGGUGAAAACGGUUGUCCGUUGGACAACCACCCUCCUUCAUGCGUGGUAUCUGAGAACAAAGUUGUCUGGCGCCUUAAGACAACCUCCUUCAUACAACACAGCAAGUAAGUUCUUAGUUGUAAAGUAUGUGGGGGCAACAGAUUCAUAUGUGUCUUGAAUGCUGUUACCCACUAGAAUUUAAAUACUAACUAGCAAUAAAGUAAAUAUAUACUUUUAGAAAACCUCCUUUCUGGACAUCAAUCGAAAACCAGCAUAAUCUAACUUUAUUUCAGUAUUUAUCUAAGAACUUUUGUAUGGUAUUAACCGUGGUAUUCAACCAUCCCUCUAACAGCUGAACUACAUCUCCCAGAGCCUCUACCCAGGGCACUUAUUAUUCAAGAGUUGGGGGGCAAUGGCUGCACAUUUUGUACAAUGCCAUAUAUAUUUUUUUGAUGGGUGAAGAGUUUUGAUGAAAUCUAGAACCUAUUUACAAAACAACUCUAAAGUUGCUUCUGAGAUUAUGCUACAGUUACCUGUUAUUCAUAUAUUUUUUGUGUCCUGGUUUUCCUUAAGUGCAUAUGGAACUUGUUUUAUCUUUUUGAUAAGUUUUAAACCCCUAAUAUUCAUAUUUUGAAAAGGGUUUAAUCUAGCUUUGUCCUUCUAUUGCGCUGCGAUUUAUACAUCAUCUCUUAAAAUAUCUUUUGUUAUUUCAGAAUGUAAAACGAGAGAGCAUGUGGCUACCUACUGAUGUUCAUACCUUAGUUCUGCUCCUAUGGGGGCAACCAAAUCUUCUAGAACAACACCUUGUAUGCCAGAUGCGUCUAAAAAAAGGCAAUGACUGUUGAAUUAUAGUUGACCUGUUAAGUCUAAAGGAAUUCUACACAUGAGAAUGUUUUGCUAGCUGAAAGCAAAUGUUCACACUAUGUGAUUAAAAGAUGAAAUGCAAAA